CCAUAUAUAUCCGCGGGUAGUUUCACUAAAAAAAAAAAGGAAACAUAAAAAAUGGCGUUAUUGAGAAUGGCGAUGAUGAGAACAAGCGGGUCCGAUAUCAAAUACGCACUGUCCUUCAAAAGGGGUUUUCACGGCACCACUCAUCCACCGCCGCCGCCACCACUUGAUAUUCCGAUCAGUAAAGCAGCCACAUCAUCACCACCAGUGUUCAUUUUACCCGAAUUUGAAAGAAGCUUAGACGGUAGCAACAGUGGGUUAUUCGGGCCGGGUUACCAUAUUGGAAAUGGAUUUAUGGACCUCAUGGCUGUCCCCAAGAAAAAGACUUCUCCUCACAAACGUGGAAUCAGAAAUGGACCUAAGGCACUUAAGCCUAUUCCAGUCAUCAUCCGUUGCAAGGCUUGUGGUCGAGUUAAGCUACCACAUUUUUUCUGCUGCAGUGGUCUUAGGGAUAGUAACGGACAUAAUGGUUCAAGUAGUUGAGGGCAGAUUAGGCAAGAAGUUCUCCAUAUGUGAUCAAUAGGAGCAAAUGCAACAUGAGGUUUUCUCUUUCACAUAAGGAUCAAAUGUUCAGUUUAUCAAGUCUUAUGGUUCGUUGUCAUUAGGAUCAUGUACUAUCCUUCAUUGUUGCUAUCUCAUGGUUCAUUGCAUUCCUUUUAUACCAAGCAUUCUGGCCCAAUAAUAUAGAUACCAAGUUGUAGUUUGUGUGGCAUCAAUUGGAUUUAUGGAGUUCGGGAGAACAAUUCAUCAACCUUUAUGUUUAGUUCAUUAAAAAUUUGUUAUGCCCUUUUGUUUUC
Molecule: messenger RNA, 794 nt
Organism: Erigeron canadensis
Lineage: Eukaryota; Viridiplantae; Streptophyta; Magnoliopsida; Asterales; Asteraceae
Exons: 3
Coding region: 52-480 (142 amino acids)
Biological process (GO): translation
Cellular component (GO): mitochondrial large ribosomal subunit
Molecular function (GO): structural constituent of ribosome
Source: RefSeq, a predicted model, not a curated record